GUCAACACUGAGUUCAAGCAAUUUUACGCACCUUGAGCUGGGCGAGGACAACUGGUCGGUUUGCAUUGGUAUAAAAGCAGUCGGGGAAAGGUGAGCAGCUGAAAGCUUAUUAUUACUUACUACUUAUUUGGAAGAAUGGUUUAAAAUAUGUUUGAACACAGUAUUAAAACAUGGUAAAAAAAAAAAAAAAAAAUCUCUAUUUAGCCCACUCCUCAGUUUCAGAUUUUUGAAUUGAUGUUAAACGGCAGGAAAUGCACCCCACGCUGUUAAAUAGUGACUGAAAAUCCUCUCCAACACCACUUGGUAGAUAAUUGUGGGCUUAAUAUUGAAUUGGCUUAGCUAGAAAAUAAUUUCUGCAUUGACUACCUUGUGAAUAAGUUGAUGUUGUGGUUACAACAACCAGUGUCAUUUAAGACAAGCACAGACCGAUAGAACAGACAGAGCAUGCGCAAAAAUGGGCUUUUAUUUUGAAAACUGUAAUUCCGGAUUUUCAGGCAUUCAACACAGCCGAUUUAACACAGGUGUCAAGACGGGAGAGAAUUGCCUGUCGAUGCUGAGGACAAACUGAUGCAUUUAAAUGCAAAAGAAACGUAAUCUUUCACCGGAUAUCAUCUGUUUUAAAUUCAUGAUUAAUUAUUAAACCAACUUCACUGAUCAUGAGAGGAGAUACAUCUACGGAGAAUGGCAUGCAGGGGGGAAAUCACGAGGAGCAUACAGCGGCAACAGAAACUGCAUCGGGUGAAAGACGACCUAGUAUUGCUUCACUACAAAAUAUGCUGAAAAAAGUUUCACAAAGCCCUUUCCAUAAUCAAUACAAUACUCUUGCUUCAUCACCCUCUGACUCUAGUGGAUCAUCUGUGAACGAGUCUCGAAACAAACAGGAUGGUGAGUUCCCUGGUGAUCUCUCGGCUGCUGCUACAGAUGUGACAGAGAACCAGCAGCUACAGUUAGGACAGAAUGGUUUGAAGACAGAGGAUAAUCAUCUUCGUUCUACAGCACAGAAUGGAGUGAAUGGCAAUUUGGCCAGAAUGAACCCCUUUUAUGCGCAUUAUCUGGAAUCGAGUGGCAAACGUCAUGUCGUGGGAGCCAUAGGGAUGGAAACUUCAGAGGAAGCAGACCUCAAUACCAUUUUUGCCCCUCCAACUGAUUUUCAAAGCUCCCCUCUGGAUCUUCAGCCCAAAAUUAAGACUCUUGAAAAUGGAGACAAGUUUUCUGAACCUCAGAAGGACCUAUUCCAGACCCUUACCCACAACCAAAAGCAAGACCUCUUCCAUACAUCGACAUUGACCCAAAAUACAUCUGUCAAUGGUCAUUUUCAUCACGAAACCCUGAACUCACGAGACUUAUUUAAAGCAAAUCCCCCUCAAACACAGAACCUCUCCAACCUCCCCUUGCAGUCGAAAAACUCUGACCUCUUUAAAGGUGAAGUGCAAAAUCCUCUCCAGGCUGCUAAAGGAAAGGAUUUACUCCACACAGCUGAUGCUAAGGAAGUGAACCUCUUUGACAAAUCUCCCGGCAGUUUUGAGGACGCAUUCAAAUCUCCUUCAAACAAGGCAGAUGAUCUGUUCUGGUCUUCACAGCCAACGGUGGUGAAACCAUUUUAUACUUCUUCCACCAAUGAAGCCAAUUUGUUUCAAGCUGUUCCACCUAAAAGUGGGGAUCUCUUCCAUGUCAAGAAAAUCAAACAAGAUCCUUCUACAAAGGAGAAUGACCUUUUUGGCAUGUCCUCUCAGGAAAGUCGAGAUAUAUUUUCAUCUUCAUCCACAAGUUCAGUCGACCCAUUCCCAAGCCCAAUUACAAGGGAUUUAUUCCAAGACAUCUCCAGUUUGGAAGACCCGUUUGGUACUACUCCUUCAAAAUUAUACGACCCUUUCCAAGAUGUUUCAAACGGGACUCCAGACAUCUUCCAACCACUUCUCUCAAAGACUAACAGCAGGGAUAUAUUUGAGAUGACCCCCAGCAAUACUGCCUCUAAGCCUACAUACUCCAUGCCUUCACUCAAUGGUUCACCAGAACUCAAGAUGGACCUGCUAUCGUCGCGAGAUCUCCCUGAAGCAAAACCAUUAGAGUCUCUUCCAGCUGUCAAACCAAAGUCUUUCAACAGGCCACAUGAUAUUGUGUUGACAACUCCACAGGGAACCAAGCAUGAUAUUCUUCAACCAACUCCAUUCAGUCAGGCCGUCAAUCUAUCUGUGUCACCCAGCCAUUCUCCAGCUGAAAUGACUCAUGUGCCGACCUUCAAACGUCCACCAAAACCACUUCCGCGAACUCGACCGCCCAGGACAGAAAAGUCACUGAAACCAGAAAAGCCACCCACACCUGCAAAACCUAUUGAACCUGAAUCAAAUGUACCGAAAACGUCUAAUAACCCAAGUUUCGGAUCGCUCCCGAAACCAGUUAUUCACCGCAAACCAAAAACCCCAGAAAAUAAACCAGUGGACCCUGAGAACUAUGUUGUCUAUGAGGACGUCCUGCUCAUUGGACAGGAAAGGUGUGUGGAAGACUGGCCUGAGGACAGUCCUCAGCUUAACCCCGACUUCAAACCAUCUGGAAAAUUAAGACUACGGCGAGAGUCACUGAAGGCCAAGACGGACUCCGAUGGAGGAAGUGGUGAGGAUCAGGAUCCCUCUGGAAGUCAUAGCAAGAAAAAAGACAAGAAAUUCCGAAUGUCCUUUCUCUCCAGAAGAGGCUCAAAGGAUAAGUUUCCUGAUGACACGAAGGAGGGGAAAAGCAGUACACUACCUAUCCCUCGUAAAUCAUCACGGGAGUAUUUUUCAGAGUUGCACAUGGCUGCAGGAGAGAAUGAAGAUGGAGAGCAGAAUGAGAUGGACUACAAAAAGAAACCUCUGAAGACCAAAGUGAAACGGCUGCUUAGAAGAGCAUCCACUAAUUCCUCUGUGCCAGAGGGAAAGCACACGAAUGAAUCAAAGGAUGAUGAGAUCAAUAAGAAAAGCAAUGGCAAGAAAAACUCCAUCAUACGGCGAUGGUCAGAGGGGACAGUGCUGGAUGACAGCGCUGGUGAAGAGAAGGAUGGAGGGGUAGCCCAUCAUGAACAGAGGAGAAAAAGCAGGGUGAAAAUCCAGUUUGUGCCACACAGAGGAUUUGCCAUCACUGUAAAAAAGGCUGACGAUGAACUGAAGGGAGCGCACGGAUACACACCUCGUAAAGGCUCAAAGGAUAAAUCAUAUGAUGAGGUUUACGGUGCACAUGGCUACACGCCUCGUAAAACGUCUCAGGAUGAUGCUUUUGAGGAUGCAGAAGAGAUGAAAGGCCACGGUCUACAGUCAUCUAGCAAGGCUGCUUUUUGGGAUGACAAGCACUUACAGAAAACACACCAUUUUUCUGCUGGACUAAAUGAAGAUGAAGAUGCCUAUGGAAUGGAAGACUGCAAACCUAAGAAACCAACAAAGAUGAAAUUGCUGCACACAGGUCGACGAAGCUCUAAGGAGGACAUGCCAGAUCACACCAGGCCUCAGAAAAAGAAGAGCAGCUUCUCAGCAGAGGAGUUAGACGAUGAAGAACUAAAUUGGAUGAUGGACUGCAAACAGAAAUAUUCCAAACAGAAAGGUCCUAAUCCUGUCCCAUGCAAAUCUAAGAAAACCUACGAUCCAAUUGGACAGAGUGAACUGGUCGGAUUCAGCCACCACAUGUCUGUCGAGGCAUCCGGUGACGCCUUUGCUGAGGACGAAAUUACAGGAAAAGAUUUCUUGAGUCCAGAAGACAUCUAUGACAGUGAAGAAGAUGAACUGGAAACGUGCAAACCGCAAAAGACAUCAAAACUCAAAGGCUUCAAAAAAUACAAGUUUAAGAGCAAAGUCAUGCCUCCAGAGUGUGAAGACCCACCAGGAGCUACAUGUAGUGACUUCCUGUCGGAGGCUGCUAAGGCGGAGUGGCUGGCUGCUCAGCAGGAUGAGCGUGCUAUGGCUGGUUUGGAUGACGAAGAUGAGGACGGGGACACUGACAGUUUGAUGGAGUGGUGGUACACUGUGGAACAAUGGGAUGAGGUGCCAUCAGACGACGAGAGCAAAGUCAUACAAGAGGAUGAGUCCAAGUCAUUCACUAUCUUGGCGGACAAGGUUUACCACGGCCUUCGUGUCUUCAACAAGGUCUUCACAGAGCGAGCUGAGGUCCUCUGGCAGUCCAUCAUUACGCUCCACGCCAUCGCCGAUGACAUCAGCAACUUCCACCACAAAGCCAAGAUCGCCGGCAUCACUGGCGGCACCACCACCGCCGUGGGCGGUGUGGCAGCCAUUACUGGUCUGGCUCUGGCACCCUUCACCUUUGGUGCCUCUCUGGUAGUUACAGCUGUCGGUGUGGGUGUGGCGACAGCUGGCGGAAUCACUUCAGCCUCUGCGGCUAUCUCAGAUAACGUUAAUAACAUGCACGACCAGAAGAAGGUGGAGACAGUACUGAAGGAGUAUGAGUCUCACCUGCUGGACAUUGGGAAGGUCCUCCACUUUGUCAAUCAGGGCUUGUACAAACUUCGCGGCCACCCCUUCCUCAGGUCUGGCACCCAACACUACUCAGAGGACUGGGAGAUCCGCAGAGCCGUGCAGAUUAUCAGCUUAGUCGACCAUCCGGUGAUGCGAGCAACCGAGGUAACAGACGAAGCUUUAGCUUCAGUCCAACGACUCUUCAAAGGCAUAGACAAGUACUUCAUCAAGGAGUCCCGGGAGCUGAAGAAAAGCUGCAAGAAAGAGAUGGUGUGUCAAAUAAAGGAUGUGGCAAAUGGGCUGAAUGACACGAUAGUGGAACUCAACACCAUCAGAGAGGAGCUACAGGAUGCUACAGGAAACUUGUGAGCAACAUCCUGCAUGAUGCCACUUUGAGCACAGUUAUUUCUCAAAGUUCACCAACGCCCCCUCCUGGCUAAAUAAGGGAACUGUCGGUAUAGAGGAAUUCAUGUUACCAGGAAUUUCUUUUUAACAUUGCUGAAUACAGCAGACUCUGGAUAUGUACACAGCUGACAGUAUAUUCCAGUUGACUGCAAUAAUGUGAAGCUUAUAACGGUCACUUUUGUUGUGAUAUUGGCAGAGAGGUGUUAAUUCAACUCUGAGGCUGAGGAUUUUUUUUUUUUGUUGUAUUUGUAUUAUAUUGUAAAAUGUUUAACAGGGAGACUUUAAUUGGUGCACUGUGUGUAUAUUGUUCUGUGGUAAAUGGGUGUGUAUAUGAGGUGUAGCAGAAUAUAGCAUUGUGGUCACAGAUGGGUACAUUUUUAAAUGACUACCAGUUUAAUUUGUCCACCUGUUGUAUGCACAUGAUGAGCACAAAGUUGUAAACAUCACCUUCCAAUACAGUGCAGUCCCACAGAGCACAAAACCACAAAUCCAUGACUGAGUUUCACAACACUUUUCUGACACAGUCUCGACAAAAUUUAUAAAAAUUCACAAAGGUAGUAUUUAUUUUAUGGCUAAUGUAUUAAGUAGUAUUAUUAUAUUCAAUCCAUAUAUUGGAUAUCAGUUUGGAAAAAAAAAAGCCUUUGCAAGACUUAAGUAUGUUGCUAAAAUCGCCAUCUUGAUAAAAUGUUAUUUGUUAAAUAAAGUAACUGUAGUUAGUUUAUGACUGGACUAUGGGGAUAAAUAAUAAAUCAUAUUUUAAGUGUUUCUUCUUCAAAGAGAAAGUGUGACAUUGCCCGAUAUAAAAAUAAAAUUAAUGUUGCAUAUAAGGUAAUUUAUUUUUAGCACAUCACUGUAUGGCAUUACUUCCCUACGCUAAUGAUUUUUUUAAUGUUGGUGUGCAAGGGGUGGACAAUAUAACAAAUAUUUUUUUUACAGCCCUAUAGUCCUGCAGUAACAAUUGUUAAAGCUCGUUAGGUUUUCUUACUGACUGUGUCAGUGUUGAAUAAACUUGUUGGCCACUGUUGAAGCUGUAGUUUGUAGUUUGCUGGCACAUUAGCCAAGGUUUCAAUAAUUUGUUACACCUUUUUGUUGCAGGUCUAUUGGUAACAUAUUUCUGUAUUUAAAGGAACAUGUCACCAUCUAAAAUUACUGCACAAAAAAAAAAAUCACACUGGCUGUCAUUUUUAUAUUGGUUUAUGGAGACCAGCUGUGCACAGUUUAGCUGUAUGCAGAAUCCAAUUUAUUUUUCCACUAUCUAGUUUCUAUAGAAAAACUGGGAGACACUUUUGGUCAUAUCAUGUGACCUGCAAGUGAAUGUGUUUAAAAUGUAUUAUUAUUAUUAUUAUAUGUGUAAAUGCUGUCACAAUAUGCCUGCCUUAAUUACUUUAACCUGUAUGUGCCUUCAUGAAGUUUUUAUUUAACUGUCAAAGAAAAGCUAACUAUUCAUAUGUUGAUAUGUUGUGAAUCCAGAAAGAUUUCUAUCCCUGUAUAUGUUGAUUGGCAAAUAGUCAAUGACCACGUCUUUGUUUUGUCUGUGUAUCAUACUGUCGGUGCAUGUAAAAGCUUUGAUACUCUUUUUUGGUAUAUGAUAUUUUAUCUUAACUUCAGUGUUGUAUUAUGUUUAUCCUACAAUUCACACUAUCCAGAUAUUUUAUAUUUUAUGGAAGCAAGUAACAACUGCAAUAAUGGGAAUCAUAUAAGCAACUGUGAAAUUGAAUUAUUAAAUAAAUAAUACUGAAAUUUAAAUACUAAUAUUUCACUUUGAAAAUCAUCUAUCUGAAUCUGUUAUGUAGACUGAUCCCUUUUUGAAUGUCCAGAAGUAUGUCUAUGGAUUCACAAAUUCAAUUAAAGUCAAGAUUAAUACCCAA
This is a messenger RNA of Seriola aureovittata, 6706 nucleotides long. RefSeq lists its product as uncharacterized. The transcript has 36 exons. The record is from RefSeq and is a predicted model, not a curated record. The coding region runs from base 657 to 4802 and encodes 1381 amino acids. Gene Ontology annotation, cellular component: extracellular region; membrane. Gene Ontology annotation, molecular function: lipid binding. Lineage: Eukaryota; Metazoa; Chordata; Actinopteri; Carangiformes; Carangidae. Gene Ontology annotation, biological process: lipoprotein metabolic process; lipid transport.